Messenger RNA from Ictalurus punctatus (channel catfish), 2001 nucleotides. It is a transcript of the gene cyp21a2, whose product is annotated as steroid 21-hydroxylase. Gene Ontology annotation, biological process: progesterone metabolic process; hormone biosynthetic process. Gene Ontology annotation, molecular function: iron ion binding; heme binding; steroid 17-alpha-monooxygenase activity. Lineage: Eukaryota; Metazoa; Chordata; Actinopteri; Siluriformes; Ictaluridae. The record is from RefSeq and is a predicted model, not a curated record. The transcript is spliced from 12 exons. The coding region runs from base 12 to 1577 and encodes 521 amino acids.
GAAGCCACUCCAUGUAUUCAAUAGCAGUGAGUGUAGGAGCAGCUGCAUUGCUGUUUGCUCUCUUGGUCAUAGUCUACCGUCUUGUAAAGCCACAAAAUCUACAAAGUAAUGAAGAUGGCAAAAGAAGCAUUCAGUCUAAAGCCAAACCUUUGCACUGCCUCUCUCUGCUUUUCCCUCGUUCCCUUGCUCCCUCGCUCCCUGGACCUCCCGCUCUUCCCUUCCUGGGAAACAUGUUCGAGCUUAGCCAAGAUCAUUUGCCCAUAUACCUGACUGGACUGGCUCGCAGAUAUGGGAAUAUCUACCGUCUUCGCUGUGGAAGCACCACAAUGGUGAUUCUGAACAGUAGUGAGCUUAUUCGUGAGGCUCUGGUCAAAAAGUGGUCUGAUUUUGCAGGAAGACCGCAUUCAUACACGGCUGAUAAAGUGUCAGGUGGGGGCUACUCCAUCUCUCUGGGUGAUUACAGCGAGGAGUGGAAGUCCCAGAGGCGCCUGGCCCAUAGUGCUUUGCAGCACUGUGUUGCUGAGUCUCUUCACUGUCUGAUAGAAGAGCAAGUGCUAUACCUCAAACAGGUGUUACUGGACUAUAACAAGAAGCCCGUGGACCUGUCUGAAGACUUCACUGUAGCAACCAGUAACAUCAUUACAAUGCUAGCCUUUGGAAAAUCAUAUGAGAAGAGCUCAGUACAUUUUCAGGAGCUACAUGGCUGUCUGAAUAGGAUCGUGUCUCUAUGGGGUUCACCGUGGAUCUCAGCUCUGGACUCUUUCCCUCUGCUCAGAAAGUUCCCAAAUGCUUCCUUUACUCGUUUAAUGGAAGAGGUAUCUAGAAGAGAUGAGCUCAUUGGCGGCCACUUAUAUGAGUUAAAGCAAAAGAGAGAUAGCAAAGAAGGCCAAGAUUUUGCAGCACCCCUCCUACAGUACCUUCAAUCACUAGAAGGAAGAGUACCCAAGAUGACUCUGACAGAUAGCCAUAUACACAUGACAACAGUGGACCUGAUCAUAGGGGGAACAGAGACGACUGCCGCGUGGCUCAGCUGGACCAUUGCCUUCCUCUUACAUAGGCCAGAGGUUCAGACUAGAGUGUAUGAGGAGCUAAACAGCGUGCUGAAGGGUCAGUAUCCUCGCUACAGUGACAGACACAGGCUGCCUUAUCUGUGUGCAGUGAUUAAUGAGGUGCUUAGAUUGAGGCCUGUGGCUCCACUCGCUGUACCACACAAAGCCAUCAGAGACAGCAGCAUUGCAGGAUAUUUCAUCCCUAAAAACACCAUUGUUAUCCCCAAUUUAUUUGGAGCUCAUCAUGAUCCAGAGGUUUGGCCUGACCCACACAGCUUUAGACCAGAGCGCUUUUUGGAGGGAGAUGGGAGCUGUCUCCGGGCUCUAAUACCUUUCGGAGGGGGUGCUCGGCUAUGCCUCGGGGAGUCUGUAGCUAAAAUGGAGAUGUUCCUCUUCACUGGAUAUCUGCUACGGGACUUUCAGUUUCUUCCUGCCAGCUCUGAGGAGCCUCUGCCUGACCUGCGUGGUGUAGCCAGCGUGGUUCUAAAAGCCAAGCCCUACAGCGUUAUCGCCUGUCCUAGAGCCUAAUAAAUCACUGUAGUGAAUCUAACUUGUUCUAGGAUUUGUGUAGCUCAAACAGGCUUAUAUUGUAGGACAUUGUUUAUGGGCUAUAUCACUGCGUGAAGUCUCAAAAUAGAUCUAUUGCUUCCUUUUUUUUUUCAAAGGAAGUGUAUGAGAAAUAGAUGUUUCUGCUGAAACCGUCGUUGUUAGUGUUGAUGAAACUGGUUUGAAUUUAGCUUUGUAUUUUCUCUUUUAAAUGUAAAAUAAAAAGAGCUGUGCAAAAUGGCAGCUUCUACAUUCUUCUAAAUCACAUAAAAUGGAUGACACGUUACUCAGAAAUAUGUAUAGAAUGACAGUGGCAUAUUCAAAUUUCUAAUAAAGUAACGUUUUAUGCUGUAAUUGUAAUUGAAACAUGCUGCUGAAAUUUACCAUUAAAAAAAGCUUAAAAUGG